Molecule: messenger RNA, 4951 nt
Organism: Elgaria multicarinata webbii
Lineage: Eukaryota; Metazoa; Chordata; Lepidosauria; Squamata; Anguidae
Gene: UMODL1
Product: uromodulin like 1
Exons: 26
Coding region: 22-4887 (1621 amino acids)
Cellular component (GO): cell surface; extracellular region
Molecular function (GO): peptidase inhibitor activity; calcium ion binding; protein binding
Source: RefSeq, a predicted model, not a curated record
GUCGCCAGGCCUGUGAACAAAAUGGUUGCUUACCAAAAGUCGUAUGAGAAGCAAACACCAUGUGGAGGCUGGAUUCCAUGGAGGAUUUGCACCCAAACUUAUUACAAAGAAGAGUACCAUCCUGUUACAGUCCUAGAGACGGUGAACCUGACAGAUUGCUGUAAUGGAUAUGAACAAGUUGGUCUCUAUUGUUCCUUAUCCCUCAACAGAUCCAGUGAAUUUGCUUCAAGACUUGGUGCCUGUCCAACAAAGGAAGUGGAAGGAUUAAAUCUGUCAUGCAGUUUUGAUAUGGAUUGUCCCGAAAACAAAAAAUGCUGUGAGACGACUAAAGGAAUGGUUUGUGCAGAUCCUGUACCGGAAGAGCAAACAGUGACAAAAUAUUGGUUUAGCAUGUCAGUCCUGGUGAAAAUGGAUUUCAAUGAGUUAAUCAGAGUGGACCCAAGUCUUCUGAAACAUUCACGCCUUUUGCACUCUAUGAUUACUGGAGCAUUAUGGCCCUUAAAUGUCUCAGUGUACCACAUCAAGACUACUCAGGCAGAAACCUAUCCAGAGACAUUGGCUUCUAAGGUCCUGGUUGGCCUGCACCAGCUGGUUUCACUGGAGAACAUUACUUCUUUGUUGAAAGAUAUUGUGAUGCGAGUGUAUGAAGUUGUUGACAUAGUUGUGCAAGAUGCUGAUCCAGGUUUACCGAAUAUUCUGAUGAAUUCAAAAUCUUCAUCACAAAAAACCAGCAGAUCAGUCGAUUCGGAGUGCUAUUCUCCAGCCAUUCGAAACCAUAGGAUCUUCAAAGUUACUAGCAGCAGUUUUGAAGUGUCUUGGAGUGUAAAUUCCAUGCAGAACCAUUCAUUCCAAGUAGAAGUGUACAAAGGAAAAAUACUCAUUCAAGGAACAAUAAACACAGAUAUGAAGCUAGAUGUGUCAAAUCUGGAAGCAGGCGUAAUGUACACAGUGAAAAUCAGCUAUGAAGUUUGUGACAAAACUGUUUCCUCAUACAGAAAUGUGAAGACAGAUGCCUUGAUAUUUGCUUUAACAAUAAGGAUCUUGAAUUAUAACUUCACGGACCAGUUCCUCAACAGCAGCAGUGCAGAUUAUCAAGCAUUUUCCAAUAUUUUGAUGGCUGAGAUUAGAAAUUCUUUACCUUCAAAUAUGUCUGCAUUAUACAAAAUGGAUAAGCUGAAAAUACAAAUGGAUUCUUUUAAAGCUGGUAGUAUCAUUGCAAGGCUUAAAAUCAUAAUAGAUGACCCGGAAUUUCCAAAAAAUGUGUCUGCAUUUGAUCCAAUGAUGUCAUCACUGUAUAAAAGUGUUGUAUUACUUGUUGACUCAAACAGCUCUGCAGUAGAAGACUGGAAUGAAUGUGCAUCAAGGGCAGAGAAUGAUUGUUGCAUGUUUGCAGAAUGUAUCAAUACAAUUGGGUCAUACGCGUGCCGAUGCAAGACGACCACAGAUGACAAUCCGUUAAGACCUGGGAGAAACUGUGAGGGGGACUUGGAUCCAGGUUUACCAAAUGAUCAACUUCAGUACAGAAAUUCUUCUGUUUCGCUGAUGAAUUCAACAUCUGUAUCACACAAAAAUGGUGGAUCAGUAGAUUCUGAGUGCUAUCCUCCAGCGAUCAGAAACCACAAGAUCUUCAAUGUUACUAGCAGCAGUUUUGAAGUAUCUUGGAGUGUAAAUUCCACGCAGAACCAUUCAUUCCAAGUAGAAGUGUACAAAGGCAAGGAACUCAUUCAAGGAACAAAAACCACAGACACAAAACUAGAUGUGUCAAAUCUGGAAUCAGGCGUAAUGUACACAGUGAAAAUCAGCUAUGAAGUUGGUGACAAAAACGUUUCCUCAUAUAGAAAUGUGAAGACAGAUGCCUUGAUAUUUGCUUUAAUAAUGAGAAUCUUGAACUAUAAUUUCACGGAUCAGUUCCUCAACACCAGCAGUACAGAAUAUCAAGCAUUUUCCAGUGUUUUGUUGACUGAGAUUAGAAAUUCAUUGCCUUCAAAUAUGUCUGCAUUAUAUAAAAUAGGAAAGCUGAAAGUGCAAAUGGACACUGUUAAAGCUGGUAGUAUUAUCGUGAAGCUUAAAAUCAUAAUAGAUGACCCAGAGUUCCCAAAAGACGUAUCUGCAUUUGAUUCACUGAUGUCAUCACUGUAUAAAAGUGUUGUAUUACUUGUUGACUCAAACAGCUCAGCAGUAAAAGACUGGAAUGAAUGUGCAUCCAGGACAGAGAAUGAUUGUUGCACGUUUGCAGAAUGUAUCAAUACAAUUGGGUCAUACAUGUGCCGAUGUAAGACGACCACAGAUGCCAAUCCGUUACGACCUGGGAGGAACUGCGAGGGUGAAAUUGUGGAUCCUGUUACUGAUAUAGUGCCAACACUUGAAGCCAAUGUUACAGAAGGACUGCCUGUGACAAGUGCCCCUUCACUGUCAAUGGCAGAAAUAAGGGCAGUGACUUCAUUCACAUCCAAGUCUACUGAGGCUAUAAUACUGCCCUCACGUGGCAGCCAAGAGUCAAGCACUCUUGCAACAGGCAAAACACUGUCAGCAUCUCAGAGAAGAAGUACGUUUGGGCAUGACUGGAAUAAUAACACACUGAGGACCUCGGAGAUUGUAGCUCUGGUGACAGAAAUAUGGAACAAUGCUACUACGUCAAAUGGAAACUUAUCUGAAGAGAGAUUAGCAGCACAAGAACAACACAAUGCUUCACUUUCUAAAGUUUCAAAUACUACAGUUUAUCCUUUUCUGAGAAAUGGAUCUGUGGAAGAAACAAGCACAUCUGGCCUCUUAACUGACAGAAAAUCUCAGGAAGAUCCGGCCCUGAAUGUCACACAACACUCCAAAGGUCAUGCUCUAAACCAGACCCUGGAUAAAGAGAUGGGGGGAAAUAACAGAUCUUGGUCUGAGGGAAAAUCAUCCACAAUGUUACCAUCUUCUUCUGAGCAGCAGACAAUUGCUUCCCUUGCUACAGAUUGUGGCGGUGAGUCUGUCUUUACCCCAGAACAUUCCUUAAAAGUAAUAGUGACUUUUCCAGCUGAAGGAAUUGUUUUUUCCAAUGUAACCAGUACCAGCUUUCAAGUUCGCUGGAUGAUAAAUGUUACAGUGACUCCUGCUUUCCAGUUUCUGCUGCUUGAGGGAAAGCAGCUUAUUCAGGAGAUUAAAACCCAGAGCAGCAACCUAACUAUUUCCAGACUAGAACCUGGGAUUUUGUACACUGUUGAAAUUACCACAGAGGUUUGUGGGAAUCAAAGUAAACCAGUACAGCGUAAAGUAAUGACAGCUGCCCAGAAGUUUAAUGGGACAGUCAGGAUAUUAAAUCUGAAUUAUAGUUCAGAGCUCAGCAACUCAAGUAGUGAAGAGUACCGAAAUUUUUCACAGUUGUUUCUCAAUGAGGUCUGUACAUCUCUGCCCCUUAAUAUUCUUCAGAAAAUGAAUGCAUCUAUGAUUAAAAUGUUGAUCAUGAGCAUUACUAAUGGGAGCAUAGUGGUACGCUUCAGUCUCCUGACUCCAGCAAACCUGGAUGCAAGCAACGUUUCCAGGUCUUUUCUUGAUGCCUUUCAACACAGCAGACAUUUCAGAAUUGAUAACAGCAGUCUUUCCAUAGGUGAUUAUGAUGAAUGUCAGAGAGAAGAAACUGAUUGCUCUCCCAAUGCAUCUUGCUAUAAUACAUAUGGAUCAUAUGAAUGCCACUGCAAAGAAGGAUUUAUUAAUGUAAAUGCUGAGAGACCUGGGAGAAACUGUGAAGUCCUUCUUUCCAACCACAAUGCUGGAGGUAACCAGACAAAAGCCCAGAGCAGCACAGUUUUGCCUUUGACAGCCACCAACACUACAGAUAAUAAAGUGUUUACAGGACUAAUAGUGAAUAUCCCUAGUUCACCUCAAGUCUCCUCCCAGAGUGUUGUCAUCAAGGAGGCAGUUCAAGUGCUCUGCGAGUUUGAAAAAAUAGUCAUCGCCAUCCAGAAAGCCUUUCUGCAGAAAGGAUCUAUCCCAGAAUCCUCCUUGUACCUUGGAAGCCCUCAAUGCCGUGGAAGGAACGGUAACUCCAGCCAUGUCAUCCUUCAGGCUGGAUGGAACGAAUGUGGAACCGAAGUACAAAGUAAUACAACACAUACUAUAGUAAAAACAAUUCUCCGGAAUAAGCCUUCCCCAGGUGUGAUUCACUACUUCAGGAUUGCCAGUCCAAUUAGUUGUGUGUUUCAGAAUGAUCUGUUGACUUCAUCUGGUUACUCUCCAGAAGGGGUUUAUACUGUAUUUGAGGAUUUACAAGGAUCAGGACACUUCUUAACAAGAAUGCAGUUGUUCAUUGGAAAUUCUCCAAUUCCUCAAAAUUUCAGUAUCUCUGCUAGUGAUGACAUAAAGAUUGAGGUGGGAAUUCAGACGAGAGAUAGAAAGCUCAAGGUGGUUGUCAGUCAAUGUUGGGCAACUCCAACUAAUAACUCAAUGGAUCCUCUAUCAUUUCCUUUUAUACUUGGCAGCUGUCCAGUUCCAAACUCACACACCACCAUGAUUGCGAAUGGGAUGUCCAGCAAAGCUCAAUUUAAGUUGAAAAUCUUUUCAUUUGUCAAUGACACAGUGGUUUAUUUACACUGUAAAAUCCAUGUUUGUGUGGAAAGUCAUGGCACCUCCUGCAGAACGACCUGCAGUGGUUUCCGUUUUCAGAGAGCUGGAGAAACUAUUGCAAUGCCGAGAGCAUCCUGGGGACCUCUGCGCAAAUUCAAUGAUGAUGUAAAGGAAGAGAAAAAGUCUGGCUUAGGAAUAGGUUAUAUAGUCCUCAUUGUCAUCGGCGUAUUUGUUUUUGCACUGGGAAUAGCAGGUCUUUUGGUUUUCCGACACCAACGCAAGUCUGGGGCAUACAACUUCAAAAUCAAAUCUGACAAUUUUAACUACCAAGUGUUCUAUGACUAAUAAUUUCAGUUUUACCACAUCUGGAAACAUCUUAUGAAUAUAAUAUUGCUCCAUAUGUUGCUGG